UUUGGCUGCUUUUGCUGCCGUCUUCAGGACCCGAGGCUGAGGAUCACUCGGUGGAGCCGAGCCUAGAGAAACUGGGAAGAGCCCCAGGGGCGCGUCCACACUGCCCAGGAGUGAGUGGGUUGCGGAACCCGCUUCCGGGAUUUUCGGCUUAGGUUUCCGCCAUUAUCCUGUGCGUCUCCUGGCACCACCGCGCCCACAGGGUCCUAUGUCAACCAACGCGGUGCAGGACCCGGCCCAGAGUCCAUGGCUUUUCAUUGGCUGAGUCCUUUCCAGGAAAGAAGGAGUCUUCAUCCUUUUGGAUUCCGUUAUUGUUUCAGGUUCCCAUGGUAGCAGCAGCAUUUAUGGUCCCUGGACAGGACCAUGUGAUAUUUGAGGAUGUGGCUGUGUCCUUCUCCCAGGAGGAGUGGGGUCUCCUUAACGAUGCUCAGAGACUCCUGUACUGUGACGUGAUGCUGGAGAACCUGUCACUUAUAGCCUCCCUGGGUUGUUGGCAUGGAGUAGAAGCUGAGGAGGCCGUUUCUGAACAAUGUGUUUCUGUAGAACUCGUGACAGAAGACAGGAAUCCAAACCUGGAGCCAUCUAUCCUGAAGCCUCUGACUUCCGAUACGAGUGCCCUGGCGGAGAAGGAUGUUUUGUACUUGGCUGACAAUAUGUUCACGUGCAGAGAGGUUGAGAAGGCUUUCCUAGGCAGCUUGGGCUUUCCCCAGCACCAGCCCUCCCACGAUGGACAGCAUCCACGUAGAAGCAGGCAGAGCAGGGAAGUCUCUCACCCUGGGCAAGGGCAUCACAAGUGCAGCGAAUGUGGCAAAGCCUUCAGUAAAAAGUUUAAAUUCACAGAGCACCUGAGAGUUCACACUGGAGAAAAACCUUAUGAGUGCAGUGACUGCAGGAAGUUCUUUAGGCACAGCUCCAGUCUUAUUCAUCAUCGGAAAGUUCACACAGGAGAAAGGCCUUAUGAGUGCUGUAAUUGUGGGAAAGUCUUUGCCCACAAAUAUAAACUUUUUGAGCACCAGAGAAUCCACACUGGAAAAAGACCAUAUGAGUGUAAUGAAUGUGGGAAAGCCUUCCUUCGCAAGGAUUCACUUGUUCAGCACCAAAAAAUCCACACUGGCGAAAAUCCUUAUAAGUGCAGUGAAUGUGGAAAGUGCUUCCUUUACAAAAAUAACCUUCUUGUGCACCAGAGGAUCCACAGUGGAGAAAGGCCUUAUGGGUGUAGCAAAUGUGGAAAGUCUUUUGUCUUCAAAAAAAGGCUUCUUUAUCACCAGCGAAUCCACACUGGAGAAAGGCCUUACAUGUGCAGUGAAUGUGGGAAAGCCUAUGUCUACAAAGGAAGUCUUAUUGUACAUAAGAGAAUUCACACUUUAGAAAAGGCUUAUAGGUGUAACAAAUGUGGGAAAUUCUUUACAAGCAGUUUUGCCCUCAAUAGACAUGAGAAUGUUCACACUGCACGAAGGCGUUAUGAGUGCAGCGAAUGUGGGAAAGCUCUCAAUGGCAAAGUUAAACUUGCUGAGCACCAGAGAAUCCAUACUGGAGAAAGACCCUAUAAGUGUAAUGAAUGUGAGAAAGCCUUCAUGCGCAAGUAUACACUUGUUCAGCACCAAAAAGUCCACACUGGAGUAAAGCCUUUUAAAUGCAGCGAAUGUGGGAAGCCCUUCACUUACAAAACAAGUCUUGUUGUCCACCAGAGAAUCCACACUGGAGAAAGGCCUUAUAUGUGCAGUGAAUGUGGGGAAGUCUUUGUCUACAGAAGAAGUCUUGUUGUCCAUCAGAGAAUCCACGCUAGAGAAAAGCCUUAUGAAUGUAGUUCUUUGUAGGCAGCUCCAAGCUCAUAAAAAACAAGAAAGUUCACACUGGGGCAAUGCCUUCUGGACUUAUGCUUUCCUUCAUUUGAGUUACUAUCUAGCAGCACAAUUCCUAUGCAGUAGAGUAGGUGAAUGUAUACCUUAUAUGUGGCCAGUCAAACUUUUCUAAAAUGGUAGUAUCUUUUUAUAGUCUCACGAGAAGCAGCAGAACAUGAGUUCCUGUUUUUUACAUUUUUACCAACACUUGGUAUGUUCAGGCUUUCUAAUUUCAGUGAUGUCAUAGGUGUAUCUAGUGAUUUUAACUAACAUUUCCCUGUUGACACAAUGUGAGUGGUUUUCCAUGUGUUAAUUUCCAACCAUUUUUUAAAUAAUUUUUAUUGGAGUAUAGUUAAUUUACAAUGUGUUUUUCAUUACAUAUGUUAAUUAGAAUUAUUCACCUUUAAAACCUUAGUUUCUAGUGAAAACUAAGAAGCAAGCAAUUUUGAACUAUCUUUUACAUUAGCAUUCUGUAAGUUGGCAAACUUAUAAAUACUAUUUAUAAUUUCUUUAAAAAAGUACUUUCUUAUAGAAAAUGUCUCCUGUGGCACCAAACAUAUAUUUUUUUAAAUUUAUUUUUGGCUGCGUUUGGUCUUCAUUGCUGCGCAUGGGCUUUCUCUACUUGUGGCAAGUAGGGGCUACUUUUCGCUGGGGUACGUGAGAUUCUCAUUGUGGUGGCUUCUCAUUGCGGAGCACAGGCUCUAGGUGCGUGAGCUUCAGUAGUUGCAGCAUGCGGGCUCAGUAGUUGUGGCACGUGGGCCCUGGGAUGCAUGGGCUUCAGUAGUUGUGACGCACAGGCUUAGUUGCUCCGCGGCAUGUGGGAUGUUCCCAGACCAGGGAUCGAACCUGUGUCCCCUGCAUUGGCAGGCGGAUUCUUAACCAUUGCGCCACCAGGAAAGUCCCUGGCCAAACAUAUUUAUUAAUAGUCCUGAAUAUCUUUAAUUUCCCUGUAGAAGGAAGCCUAUGUUCAGUAAUUAAUUUCCCAGUGUCUUAUCUGGGAAUGAUCUAGAUAUUCAAUAAACUUCCAUCAUUUAACUUAACUUAGCAAAACUCAAAAGUUUCAAGUUACCAAAAUCUGGAGAGACUUUUUUCUUUUUUUAAAUUGAUAUAUUUUAUUUAUUUAGUUUUGGCUGUGUUGGGUCUUCGUUGCUGCGCACAGACUUUCUCUAGUUGUGGCAAGCGGGGCUAUUCUUUGCUGCGGUGUGCAGGCUUCUCAUUACAGUGGCUUCUCUUGUUGCGGAGCUUGGGCUGUAGGUGCGCGGGCUUCAGCAGUUGUGGCUCACGGGCUUAGUUGCUCUGCGGCAUGUGGGAUCUUCCCAGACGAGGGCUCAAACCCGUGUCCCCUGCCUUGGCAGGCGGAUUCUUAACCACUGCACCACCAGGGAAGCUCUUUUUUUUUGUUGUUGUUGUUUUUUGUGUUUUAUUGUGGUACGCGGGCCUCUCACUGUUGUGGCCUCUCCCGUUGCGGAGCACAGGCUCUGGACGCGCAGGCCCAGCAGCCACGACUCACGGGCCCAGCCGCUCCGCGGCAUGUGGGAUCUUCCCGGACCGGGGCACGAACCCGUGUCCCCUGCAUCGGCAGGCGGAUUCUCAACCACUGCACCACCAGGGAAGCCCUCUUUUUUUUUUUUAAUUGAAAUAUAGUUGAUUUACAAUAUUGUGUUAGUUUCAGGUAUACAGCAAAGUGAUUCAGUUACAUAUAUAUAAUUUUUUCAGAUUCUUUUCUAUUAUAGCUUAUUACAAGAUACUGAAUAUAGUUCCCUGUGCUAUACAAUAAAUCUUUGUUGUUUAUCUAUAUUAGUGUGUAUCUGUUAAUGCCAUACUCCUAAUUUCUCCCUCUCCCCCCAUCGCCUUUGGCAACCAUAAGUUUGUUUUCUAUGUCUGUGAAUCUGUUUCUGUUUUGUAAA
Messenger RNA from Physeter macrocephalus (sperm whale), 3745 nucleotides. RefSeq names its product zinc finger protein 549-like. Lineage: Eukaryota; Metazoa; Chordata; Mammalia; Artiodactyla; Physeteridae. The record is from RefSeq and is a predicted model, not a curated record. Gene Ontology annotation, cellular component: nucleus. The transcript is spliced from 5 exons. Gene Ontology annotation, biological process: regulation of transcription by RNA polymerase II. Gene Ontology annotation, molecular function: RNA polymerase II cis-regulatory region sequence-specific DNA binding; DNA-binding transcription factor activity, RNA polymerase II-specific. The coding region runs from base 324 to 1814 and encodes 496 amino acids.